This is a messenger RNA of Leptinotarsa decemlineata (Colorado potato beetle), 1437 nucleotides long. RefSeq lists its product as uncharacterized. Gene Ontology annotation, molecular function: structural constituent of nuclear pore; phospholipid binding. Gene Ontology annotation, cellular component: nuclear pore central transport channel; nuclear pore. Gene Ontology annotation, biological process: RNA export from nucleus; protein import into nucleus. Lineage: Eukaryota; Metazoa; Arthropoda; Insecta; Coleoptera; Chrysomelidae. The record is from RefSeq and is a predicted model, not a curated record.
CUCUCUUCCAAUUUGUGACGCUGACACUUUUUCGACCAGUUCACUCAAUGAAAGCCAGAUCACGAAUCUCUUAUAUAGUAUAGUUGGAAAAGUAGACUGUUGGCAACAUGGCAACACCCGCAAAAACUUCCAUCCGCUAUUCCACUGCCAUCUGCAACCAACUAAAAAGUGUGGUUAUCGUAUAGUAAACAUCAUUUAUAGGAAAUAAAAUUGUAUUAAUUGAUUUGAUUUGUGUGUUUCAUAGCAGUGAUGUCUUUCAAUUUUGGAAACACACCCGUCUCCAAACCAGGUGCUACGGUUUUCGCAUUGCCAACUAAUCCUACUACAACUUCAGCGACAGGAUUUCAGUUUUCCGCUGCUUCAGGAGAUACAAAAAAUCAGAAGCCUACUAGCUCUGCCUUCACUUCUUUAACGCAAGUCAAACCUACUGGGACUUUAGGAGGACAAGGUACCACUGCUGCUUUUCCUACAGGUGGUUUUAGUUUCGGAAAUACUAAAUCAGCAACUACAACCACUGCCUUUGUCCCUAUUUCUGGAUCAACUCCAGUUACCAAACCUACCACUACUACAGGACUUUCUUUGGGCGUCCCUUCUGUCACCAGUACGGCUGCUGGUAUUACAACUACUUCUGCAACCAAAUUGAGUUUCGGACUAUCAUCAGGAUCAUCUACUACUACAGCUGUUGUGACAACAUCAGGAACAUCUUCAACCAUUGUUCCAGCUGCAACCACGGUAACAUCCUCAACUUCGAUAAUUCCAGCAACUGGGUUACUAACUUUUAGCCAACUAGAAGACUCUAUAAAUAAAUGGACAAUAGAUUUAGAAGAACAAGGAAAAUUUUUCAUAAAUCAGGCAAAACAGUUAAAUGCUUGGGAUUCUUUAUUGAUUUCAAAUGGUGAACAAAUAUUGAAUUUGAAUGGCAGUGUAGAGCGUGUCAAACAGCAACAACAACAACUAGAUCAAGAACUGGACUUUGUACUUGCUCAGCAAAAAGAAUUGGAAGAGCUUAUAGCUCCCUUAGAGAAGGAAUUAUGGGACAUACCUGUUACUGAUAUUGAUAGAAAUCAAAUGUACCAGUUUUCAGAAAUGAUUGAUUCUCAGCUAAAACAAAUGUCGGAAGACUUGAAGGAAAUCAUCGAACACAUAAAUGAGUCUAAUAGAAAUGAAGCGGCAUCUAAUCCAAUUGCCCAAAUCAGCCGCAUCCUGAAUGCUCAUAUGAACUCCCUACAGUGGAUAGAUAGAAACACUUCGCAAAUAAGUUCUCAUUUGGAGCAAAUCACCAAAAUGCAAGAUUCGAAUAGGAGAAAUUUGGCCCUUAGCAACUCUUUCAAUCACUCUAUGAAUAUGUAGUUCAAUUUUCAUUUUCAGGUCAAGUAUUCAAGUUUUAAACAUGUUUUGGAAGUGUUUUCUGUCUAAUAUAAUUUUUAUAACUCCUUU